UCCUUAAAUGAAAAGAAAACGGCCUAGAGAAACACUAGAAGGUUGACGAGCCUUCUUUCAUUUCCCUUCCCCUCCUCUCUCUCUCUCUCUCAUUGGUAAGUUGUAUUCCCAUUGACAGGAGGAGGAGAAGGUGGCGAUGGGGAUACUGAGCUUGGCAGAGCUAUUCGUGAGCGCGGCGGUGCAUCUGCUAUUCGGAUUCUACGUAUUUAGCACUGCGGUGGCGUCGGACCUCUCGCAGGCCGUGACGGAUCGCUUCAAGCCUAACGCAUUUAAUUUGGUGGCGAAGGAGGAGGAGGAGAGCAAGGAGAAGGUGGCGGUGUUCGAAGGGUCGCCGCCACCUAUCGUGUUGGUGCAUGGGAUUUUUGGUUUUGGCAAAGGGAGGCUUGGAGGGUUGUCGUAUUUCGCCGGAGCCGAGAAGAAGGACGAGCGUGUUCUGGUUCCAGAUUUAGGAUCCUUAACCAGCAUACAUGAUAGGGCGUGCGAUUUGUUCUACUAUUUGAAGGGAGGGCAGGUGGACUAUGGAGAGGAGCAUAGCAGGAUAUAUGGGCAUUCACAAUUUGGGAAGACCUAUGGGCAAGGACACUAUCAAGAGUGGGAUGAACACCAUCCAAUUCAUUUUGUUGGUCACUCAGCAGGGGUGCAAGUCGUCCGCGUGUUGCAGCAGAUGCUUGCUGACAAGGCCUUCAGUGGCUAUGAGAAUACUUCUGAGGACUGGGUAUUGAGCAUCACUUCCUUAUCUGGUGCACUAAAUGGAACCACUAGGACCUACUACGAUGGAAUGCAGCCGGAAGACGGAAGGUCUAUGAAAUCCAUAUCCCUGCUCCAGCUCUGUCGAAUAGGAGUCAUAUUCUAUGACUGGCUCAACAUUUCAUGGCUUAAGAACUACUACAAUUUUGGGUUCGAUCACUUCGAGAUGGGAUGGAGAAAGACUGGUGUUGCUGGUCUCAUUGAUUUACUCUUGGGGAAUACCGGACCUUUUGCUUCUGGAGAUUGGAUCCUUCCUGACCUCACAAUUCAAGGUUCUAUCAAGCUAAAUUCUAGUCUCCUAACAUUCCCCAACACAUUCUACUUUAGCUAUGCAACCAAAAGAACAAGAAAAUUCAUGGGACUUACACUACCUUCUAGUGUGCUUGGUAUCCACCCAAUGCUCUUCAUUAGAGUCCUGCAGAUGAGCCAAUGGCGCUGCCCUUCCAAUGUGCCUCCACCUUAUAAAGGAUACAGGGAUGAAGACUGGGAAGACAAUGAUGGAGCGCUCAACACAAUAUCGAUGACCCACCCUCGCCUACCCGUCGAACACCCGAGCCAUUUUGUCAUGGAUGACUCAGAAUGCCAGCCUCUGCAACCAGGAAUCUGGUAUUACAAGAUCAUAGAAGCCGAUCACAUUCUUUUUAUUGUGAAUCGAGAAAGAGCAGGAGUACAGUUCGACCUUUUAUAUGAUGGCAUCUUCCAGCGCUGCAGAAAGCAUGCAUUUAGGACCAGUCCACCAAUACUACCAAAUGAAAGCUGCCAAUAGCCCCAUGAUUUCCAAUCACUUGCACAGAACAUCAAGAAGUAAGAGAAAGAAGUCACCUAAUAGCCAAUAGGUGUUCUUAAUUUUUCCUUCCAAGGUCUGUGUAAAUUAAUUUAUUCACCAGUACCCAAUUAAGCUGAGCUUCACAAAAGAGCUAGAGUGUCCAUGAACCACAAAAAAAAUGCAUAUGUUGUCAUCAAGGUAGAUUUCUGAUUCUUAUUUUUCCCCUUCUAUUAGGCUUUCUGAAAAUAGAAUUUGAUAUUUUUGUACAUAAUUUUUGAUUCAUUAAAGAACACCAAAUUGAUUA
Phoenix dactylifera (date palm) is the source of this 1817-nucleotide messenger RNA. RefSeq lists its product as uncharacterized. The record is from RefSeq and is a predicted model, not a curated record. NCBI's taxonomy places the organism in Eukaryota, Viridiplantae, Streptophyta, Magnoliopsida, Arecales, Arecaceae.